Pocillopora meandrina is the source of this 5152-nucleotide messenger RNA. NCBI's taxonomy places the organism in Eukaryota, Metazoa, Cnidaria, Anthozoa, Scleractinia, Pocilloporidae. The record is from the annotation of a GenBank genome assembly.
UGUAAAUACUGUGGCAAGAUGGCGGCUGAUUUGGACAACGGAAUGGAUUUGUCUGGGUUUAUUGUCGACAAAGGAAUAGAAGCUGAAAAUGAUAAAACUGAAGAAGUGGCUGAGAUUUCUUUGUCUCCUGAUUUAGAAGCAGAGGAAGAAAGAAAAGCAGAGUUGCGUGAACAAGCCAAAAAGGUUCGAGAUUUUUCCUUUGACACGUCACUCACUUGCUGGAAUUCACAUGAUUUCUUGAUCGUAAAUAUCAAUGUAUAACAUUAUUUGAAAUUACGAGCAAUGUAUGUUAUCAACGGUAGAUAUUCCAGAGAUCUGAAUGUUUUUCCAAGGGAAAACUCAGGAUAAAAGUGUCGGGAAAAAGAAAUCGAAAUGUCGACCAUUUGAGAUCCAUCAAGAAAAUACUCACUUAGGGUGUAAUUCCAAAGGUUAACAAGGAAUGAUUCUCAUGGAAUUUCAGCAGAAUUUAUCCCUCCUUUAUCAAAUAUUUCUGUAAAUCCGCUUAAACUUUGGUGAAAAUUUAGGAACAGACUACUGUCAUUCCAGUUAGGGUUAUCUUAAUUUUUUUAGAAUGAGGAGUGGUUGAUUCAUUAUUGAAAUGUUCAUUUUAAGAUUCACCCAGUCUGACAUCAAAUUUAAUAAAGUGUUGUCAUUAACAUGUAAUUUAAUGAGUGGGUGGAGGAGAAGAAAAAAUGAAACUUCUGUAAUCAAACUGUAUUUAAGAAAUGUGGACAUGAUAAUGAUAACCAAUUCAUUAUUCCUUUUGGUCUAUUAACUCUUGUAGAUUGAAGAGGAAAUUGUUACCCUUAAACAAGCUCUUGACAGGAAAGAGAAACAGUUAGCAGAGAUAAAAAGAUUGUUGGGUAUCACAGCCUGGUCUCAGUUAAAAGAGGGAUUACAUAAUCAAUACCAGAACUUACAAGGAACACAGAUGUAAGACUGAAACUUUACAAAUGACUAAUAACUGUUAUUCCUAGGUUGGAAAUUUGAGAUGAUAUCUUGGAAUUAGAAAAAAACUUUUGAACUAAGGUAAUUUUUUAAAUGACUGGAAAGUUACAUGUGGAAUAUUGUUUGGUUUUGUCUUAAAAUAGGUAUCAAAAGACAUCUGACACCUUUAAAGACUUGAAUGAUAAAAUUGUUCAUUCCCAAACGUAAGUGAUGUUGAGUUGCUUCACUGACUCAGUUUAUGUGUUACUUCUUUUGAAAUAUUACAAUGCCCUUGUAUAGUGUUAAUUUGUUGAAAAGAUACAGAAUUGUAGAAUUUUCCUUAUGACUAACAUGCUUUGUUUUUUAAAUAUAUAGUUAGAAAUGAUAAUGAUGAUGGUGAUAGAAGUUUGUUAAUACAGAAAUGAUAAUCUUAAUCGGAACAUAUGUUAAGAAUUUUGUAUCAAUUUCAUUCUUUUCUUUUAUUUGUUAUUUUUAGUUACAAUAAACUGAGCAGUGGUGCCUCAGCAACCAAAACAGUGUUAAGUGAUGCAGGAUCAAGGACUGCUAAUGCAGCAAGAAAUGUUGGAUCAGCAACAGCCAAGAAACUGGGAGAAAUAAGGUACUAUGUGUUUCAUCAUCACUGAGUCAUGCAGGAUAAUGAGCAGCUUGAAGUUACUUAUCCUUGAAACAAAUUCAGUUAAUAAUGGCUAACAAUAUAAUUUGGUAUGAUAAUUUAUGUCUAAAAGAUAAUUAAUUGUGAUUACUUAAUGACAAUACAGAGAAAGGUUACCCUGCAUGAAAUAUGUUGAAAGUGUUACUUUAAUUGUCAUUUUAGGGGAUCCUCGAUGUUUCAAUCUUUGGAAAGCAAAGUUGUGUCUGCUUCUUCAACUCUUAAGGUAUGGCACAUUGAUUAUUUAAAAUUGAUAAAAAUAUACUUCAAAUUUCCCAGGUAACCACACUCCACUUUCUGUUGUAUUUAAUCACCAAUUCAGACUCUUUUGGCAUGUCACUCAUUCUUGGUUUUCUGAAGGGUGGAUAGCUUGUUCCACUGUAUACUGUAAUUACUUAUUUGGACAACACUCUCCCAAUUGAUAGAUAUAUCAUUAGGACAGCUUUUGAAAAGGUGGUUUAUACUGUCCAAGGGAUAAGUAUGAAUGAAACAAACCAUGCUUUGAAUUGGAGACAGAUGUAAUCAGUGCAUAGCAAGUAGCCUUAACAACUGGGACCCUGAAUUAGAAAUUUUAAUGUCUGCGUCAGCCGUUUGUUAAUAAAAACUAUCCAGUAGGUCUGAAAAUAAUUUUGUGUGAAAUAGAACAGUUCUGAGCUAUGGUAAUGUAAUGGAAAGUCCAACAGGAGGAAAGUGCAACAACUAUUAAAAAUUUAUCCAGUUUUUCAAAGGACAGGUUAUCCUAUUAAGAUAUUUAAUCAUUAUUGAUGAGGAGCAUAUGAACAUUUCUAUCAUUCAUCUACAAGGCGGCAUUGGUUCUUGGCAAAUGUGUUUUGUGAAAUCAUUUGACCAGGAGAGCAAAUAAAUAGCCUAGUUUAGUGAAGAUAUGAAUAACUUGAAUGAUAGUUUUUAUUACAAGAUCAUACAUUUUUUUCAUAAGAAAUUAGGCUGCAAUACUUGUAGUACACAGGUCACCACUGUCUUUUGUUCUUGAAUAAUUCUGAUAUUUUCUGUUUUUUUUUGUCCUGGAAAUGUAGAACUUUGAACUUACCUUAACCUUAAAGAAAACUUUCUGUACUUAGUAUUAUUUAAUGAAGGCAAAUCUGUUAUUCUUUUAAUCUCUUGUAGCACUACAACUGCUGUUUAGAAAAUCGUAUUAUUUUUAUUCUUUUGAAACUAUUUUAUUAAUUAGGGUAAUGUUAUGAAACUGAUUUUGUUAGCAUUGCUCUGAAACUUAUUGCUUUUGUUUGUUGUGUUCAGUAAAAUAAGUUUUUCAUUUUGAUGUUUAUUAGAAUGACUCUAUGAUAUAUUAAUUUAAAAGAUGAAUAAAUACAUGAACUAAAUCGUCUUAAUUCUAACAAAUAAUUCUAAUAUUACUCUCUUGAUAUAGUUUAAGAUGCUGGGAAGCUCAAACAAAGGCCAAUUAACCACAAGUCAGCCUCCAUCUUCACCCAAUAAUGACAUCAGUUUAUCAUGAGGAUUGUCAAAUUAAUCUCAACCUUAACUUUGCUUAAUAGUUUUAAUAAAUAGUAUUAAAUCUUGAGGAAGUAAAGUAGACACAGCACAUGAAUUGAUCCACUGAAUCAUGUGGCACAAAUGAAGCAGAAGGUAAAAAAUACUUUGACAGACUUUGGUAUCACUGGUUUCUAAAAAGUAGCAGAAAUUUAAGAUUUUGAAGAGGUUUGCUGUCUGAGACAGGUUUGUCAAUAGAAUAGUGUUCAAUUAUUUAACUGAAAAAAUAAUGUAUGAGUUGAGCUCACUGCUAUCACCCCUAACACUGUGAGAAUAAUUUGGGGCCAUAUAAAAUUCAUUUCUCAUGUUGAAAGGUACAGUAUUUGAUAGUAGGAACCAUUUAAAGUGUUUUCAUCACUACUUAUUUAAGUGAAUGUUAAUUUAAACAUAAGAUUUUUCAGAGAAAGGAUUUCUAUAGAACACAUUUCAUAGCUGUUUGGUAUUUCACUGAAAUAUUUUUAUGCUAUAUAGACUAAGUGAACUGUUAGAAAACAGCCUUGAGGGACAGUGUUGUUGUUUGUCAUUAAGAGGAGAAGAGUUUUUUUCUUCUGUGUUAAUAAAUACUUGAUUUGCUGUAAAUGGAAGGAAACUUUGGUGUUCAAUUGUACAUAGGUUUCCAGGGAUUGAUGUGAAGAGUUAUAAUAUCUUUGAGAGAUGAUUAACUUUACUUUUCAUUAACUGAUUGUCCAACUUUAAUAUAAUCCUGUGUAAAUCUGAAUUCCCUGCUUAAAGAGAUUAGGGAGAGAGAUUUCUUUGUAACCCUGUCAGUAAUGAUAGUGUUUUAGGAUAAUUUUUAAUAAUAACUAAAAUCUGCAUCAUAGAGAAUGCUAGUGCUGUUCUUGUCUCUAAACCAUAAAAGAACUUGGUUCUUGCAACUGUUUUCUGUCCUGGGGUCCUAGUUGUCAUGUCUGCUAUGUAUUUAGCGAAGAUAAACUGCUCUUCCUUUCAAUGAUGUAACUAUCUUCCAACACUUAAGUUGAUAUCUGUGGUAGGAGACAAUCAAAUCAUUUUCCCUUCAUUCUGGGAGAGUCAUCUGGCUUACACAACAUGAUUACUGAUGCUUUUAUGCAGACAUCUAUUUCACCAAUUUCUUUGAGGUUUGGGAGAAAAUGUUCAUGUAUGCUUGUUUGAACACCUUUAUGCAUUGAGAGAGGAUGCUUUGGUUAAAAUCAGUAUAUUUAGGUAUUUCAAUUACAUAUGUUAGGCAGUCUCCUGUAAUGAGUCUGUCGCUAAUAAGAUUAAAAAGUAACACUUUUGCUAUUAAACAAUGGUUAUGUCAGCUCUGGUUAUUGAUUCAGUGGAAUUGUGACAUGAUUUGCCAUGUCAUUCCCCAGCAAACUUUAACUUUUCCUUGCCAUUUGCAGUAGUGAGUAAGGUGCUUGAUAAUUUUACCUUUUCUUGCAAUAUAAGUAUGAAGAAAGGAGCUACCUGUCAGCUUAUUUGUAUUUUAUCAAGUAAUGGAGAGUUGCUGUUUGUAAUGCUCCUUUUGUAAUUUUGAAAGUGCUGCAUUGCUUACUGAGCUGUGUAAAGAGAUCACAUGUCCAAGAAAGUUGACAUGGCAGUGAAAAGAAAUACAUCAGUUUAUAGAAAAGUGAUGAAACUACAAGAAAAUUAAAACGAAAAAAAAAAAUGGUUCCUUAAGACGCAAGCUCUUUUUCCUCCUGCUUUGAAUUCUGAUCAGUUUUUUUUCCAUUACCUAGUAGCAACAGCUCCCAUUUUGAUAUUUUGUCAGUUAUAUCAUAAUCAAUGGCAAAUCAGUUUUAUAUCUGCUAAUUUUAUGCUACCUACUGGAACUUCCACUGUUAGCAGCUAGAUAUUGGAAACCUUUCCUCCAUUUGGCUCAUAAAAAAAGUUUGUGAGUUUGAAAAUGGCUGAGAGGUUUGGGUGGAAAUAAAAGUUUCAAAGAAUGAAGUAGAUUGUGUGUCCAUCAUGUCUAGUAGUUUGACUGUGUUAUUUACUACUUUACAGGAAAAGAUAGUUGGGCCAAGUUCUAACAGUUUGGAUGAGUCUGAACUCAAUAAGGGUCCAGACCCUGACAUGGAGUAA